This is a messenger RNA of Closterium sp. Naga37s-1, 429 nucleotides long. The record is from the annotation of a GenBank genome assembly. NCBI's taxonomy places the organism in Eukaryota, Viridiplantae, Streptophyta, Zygnematophyceae, Desmidiales, Closteriaceae.
AUGGGGAACAGCCCGCCUGACAGCCCUAGCGGCGCAGCGAGAUCUCCCCUCAUGUUCACUCCACAGAUUCCCAUGGCUCCAAUUCCCAAGGCGGAUGAGCUAUCUCUGGGGUCGGGCUUUGGUGGAUACGGUGGUGAUGGUGCGGGUGGGCCCGGGGCGGAUGGGGAGCAAGGUGUGCCGACACUCAUCACAUGGACGCAUGGAGGCAACCAUGUGUCAGUGGAUGGUUCAUGGGACAACUGGACAACAAGGCAAGUCUUGCAGCGUGCUGGCAAGGAUUUCACAAUUGUGAAGAUGCUGCCUCCUGGAGUGUACCAGUACAAGUUCAUUGUGGACGAUGUGUGGCGGUAUGCUCCUGACCUUCCAGCAGUGUACGAUGAAAUGGGAAACGUGAACAACGUUCUGGAAGUGCAGGUAAGUUAUUACUGA